GCGAUUCGCUUCUUCCUCGGCCUGCUCGGCCUUUCUUGCGGCUUGCGGUCGAGUUUUCCUGCUACCUUCGCUAAGAAGCGUGCUGGUACCGCUGGGGCCCUCUCAGGCCCUGUUUCUCCGUCUCGUCUACUACCAGGGCUAGGGAAGACACAUUCCCUGCGCCCUCCUGUCCCAGCCCGUGGCGCCGGAGACAUCUCCUUGGGCUAGCAGGGAGGGAGAGACUGGGGACACGUGGUCAAAAUGCCAUGUAAUAAGAAGACUGCUGGAAAAAGAGCACCUACAAAAAGGAAGCUUGCUGAAGUGUUUGCUUUGGGGGAGGUUCUAGCAGAUACAUCCAGAAAAGAAUGGAAAUUAGGUGUCCCUAUAGGGCAAGGAGGCUUUGGACGCCUAUACCUUGCUGAUGUUAAUUCUUCAAAGUCAGUUGGCAGUGAUGCGGCUUAUGUUGCAAAAGUGGAGCCCAGCCAGAAUGGACCUCUUUUUACUGAGUUAAAGUUCUACAUGCGAGCUGCUAAGCCAGAUGAAAUUCAGAAGUGGACUAAAUCCCAUAAGCUAAAAUAUUUAGGUGUACCAAGAUACUGGGGCUCUGGCCUGCAUGAAAAAAAUGGAAACAGUUAUCGAUUUAUGAUAAUGGAUCGAUUUGGCAGAGAUCUUCAGAAGAUGUAUGAAGAAAAUGCAAAGCGAUUUCCCCAUAAAACUGUACUGCAAUUAGGCUUAAGAAUACUUGAUAUUCUGGAAUACGUCCAUGAGCAUGAAUACGUGCAUGGAGACAUAAAGGCCUCAAACCUUCUUCUGAGUUACAAAAACCCUAAUCAGGUAUACUUGGUGGAUUAUGGACUUGCCUACCGAUACUGUCCUGAAGGAGUCCACAAAGUAUAUAAAGAAGAUCCUAAAAGGUGUCAUGAUGGAACUAUUGAAUAUACCAGUAUUGAUGCACACAAGGGUGUGGCACCAUCAAGACGUGGUGAUCUGGAGAUCUUGGGUUACUGCAUGAUUCAUUGGCUUAGUGGCUACCUACCAUGGGAGGAUAAUUUGAAAGACCCAAAUUUUGUCAGAGACUCAAAAAUCAGAUGUAGAGAAAAUAUUUCAUUUUUGAUGGACAAAUGCUUUCCUGCGAAAAAUAAACCAGAUGAAAUAGUCAAAUACAUGGAAAAGGUGAAGCUACUGAGCUAUGAAGAGAAACCUGUUUAUCAGCAUUUCCGAGAAAUACUUCUGCAAGGUCUGAAGGCCAUUGGGCAAAAAGAUGAUGGAAUACUUGACUUCGGCUUGUCAGAGAACGGAGACUGGCAAACAAAACCCGUGCAAAAGAAAAGAAGAAAGGCAGCAGCUGCCGACAAUGAGAGCACUGAAGAAGAAAUGGAAGAUACAGCAAGUCCAGAGAAGAAGAAACCUUCUUCUUCUAAUGCAGUAGCUACUAGAACGAAGAAGGUGACCUCAACAAAACCCAAGAAAAUCACAGCAACCAGAAAGAGAGUCCAGAAGUAAAUAAUAGAAGUAGCUAUUUGUCUCAUCUCUGAGGGUUUUUUUUCAGUUACUGUAGCACUGGAAUCUUUUCCUUUUCUUCUUAAAUGAUGAAUCCUGUGAAAACAUGGACUGCUGUUUGCACCUGCUUUUGAAAAAUAAAUGUUUUUUUGAAACUAUUUGCAUAAUUAAUGUAUGCUUAAAUCUGAAAUGCAAAUUUUUUCCAGUGUUGAAGGGUUUUUUUAUUCUUUAUAUACAUGAAUUCAUAUCUUUAAAACUAAAAGAAAGUGCUCUUCUCUGCUUCAUAAAGUAGAAAUAAAGCCUUCUUUAGUUUUGGUAUGGGUGCUUUAUAGGGAACAGCAGUGUUGCAUCUGAUUUCUUGUAAUUUUGAGUAAAGCCUUAUUAGAAUUCCAUCACCUAGCUCUGCACUAAGAUGAAGUCUGAAAUGAUCGAAAUGUCUUUUAAAUAUUUCUCGAGUGUUUGAAGGUGAAAAAAGAACAUAAAUGCUUCUCAUCCUUCUCUUGUAGUUUGUUAUAAAAUGCGUUUAAAGAAUUAUUUGGAGGACAGGUAGUGAAUGUUGUUUGGUUUUUUCCCCACAAUGUUUGUGUUUGUAUCACUUUUCAUUCAGAGUUUCCCUAGAAAGGAGAAUAGAGUUCCAGACAUAGUUGACUAUUAUCUUUACCCUAGGUCCUAAAAGCCAGGGCUCAUUCAUUCUCAUACCCUGUCCAUCCACCAACCUGUGCUUCCUCUUCAGGUCUUUUAUAUCAGUUAGAAGAUUACAAGUAAUUAUAAAGAAUAACUUUGUAAAGCAGUUAAUUCCAGUGACAGCUUGAUUCACACGUGCUUCUCAUCUCAAAACAGUGGUUAACUUUUUUUAUAGUUAAGGAAUAUAUAACCUUUCUUAAAUGUACUUCCUUGCUUGGCAUUGAGUCUUCAGCUGUCAAUCAAAAAAUGCAGUGUUUAAUUGUGGUAUGAAAUACCAUUACUUUCCAUUUAGGUACUGCAAAAAUACAUAGAGUUUGGUCUUGCACAUCAUAAUGAAAAGGAAUCCUUAUGAGCCAAUGGGUAGUGUGUUUGUGUGGAUGUCCAAUACACUGCUUGCUUGGUUGCGUAAUGUCUGAGUAGCUAUUCACAGAACUAAGUAUGUUGUAGUGUAAAAUGUUGAAUGAAUGGUGAGGUUAUGUUCGGAAAUGAGGAAAUGCUUUGUUUUGAAAUAAAACUGGAAUAACAUUUUUAAAAA
Molecule: messenger RNA, 2698 nt
Organism: Pogoniulus pusillus (Red-fronted tinkerbird)
Lineage: Eukaryota; Metazoa; Chordata; Aves; Piciformes; Lybiidae
Gene: VRK1
Product: VRK serine/threonine kinase 1
Exons: 13
Coding region: 241-1482 (413 amino acids)
Biological process (GO): signal transduction; peptidyl-serine phosphorylation
Cellular component (GO): cytoplasm; nucleus
Molecular function (GO): protein serine/threonine kinase activity; ATP binding
Source: RefSeq, a predicted model, not a curated record